CAAAGUAAACAUCGCCAAUAUCGAUAAGUUAUCAACAAUCCUGUUCCGCACGCUUGUGAAUGUAUAAAAAUUGCUGAAAUUUCGUGGGAAUUAGAUAUAAAAAUUAGCACCAGACGAGCACGAACGUCAGUUCGCGUCGCAGCGACGAAGAAAAAAAUUGAAGUGGUUAUUGUUGGAGCAAAAUUAAACGGAAUUUCGAGCUGUGAAAAUUGAAAGCAAAAGCAAAUCGAGAAAAGUUACACUUAAAAGAGAAUGAGCACAACACCGGCCAGUCUCAUUGAGGCGGCUAUAACUGUGAGCAGCGUCGCUGCUGUUGCUGCUGCUGCGACAGGUAACGAAAGUGCUGCUGCAUCGACGACCCUGAAACCGAAUACGAACUACGUUGUUAAAAUGGGCGUAGCAUCGGAGCCAUUGGAUCCCCUGCUUCAUGUGGGCGAUGGCAUAUUCCUGCAAACUAAAACAGCUCAGGUGCUGGCGGGCGUAUUUGUUUGGGCUGCGUUGUUUGUCACAUGUCAACAGAUCUAUCAGCAUUUACGUUGGUACACCAAUCCACAGGAGCAGCGCUGGAUAGUUCGCAUACUGUUCAUUGUGCCCAUCUACGCCACCUACUCAUGGAUAAGUCUGCUAUUCUUCAACUCCGACAACGUUUACAUUUACUUCUUUACGGUGCGCGAUUGUUAUGAAGCCUUCGUGAUUUACAACUUUCUGUCUCUAUGCUAUGAGUAUCUAGGCGGUGAGGGUAACAUCAUGUCCGAGAUACGUGGCAAGCCCAUAAAGACCUCCUGCUUGUAUGGCACAUGCUGUUUGAAGGGCAAGACAUACACCAUUGGCUUUUUGCGCUUCUGCAAGCAGGCCACGUUGCAGUUCUGCUUGGUUAAGCCACUGGUGGCAUUUAUAAUCAUCUUUCUGCAGGCCUUUGGACAUUAUCAUGAUGGUGAUUGGAGUGCUGAUGGCGGCUACAUUUACAUAACCAUCAUCUAUAACAUUUCCGUUUCGCUGGCCUUGUAUGGUCUAUAUCUGUUUUACUUUGCCACACGCGAUUUGUUGACACCAUUUGAGCCCGUCUUGAAAUUCUGCACCAUCAAGUCAGUCAUCUUCUUGUCAUUUUGGCAGGGCGUGGGUCUGGCCAUACUUGAGAAGGCGCAGGUCAUAUCGCCCAUUGUGGACAGUGCUGGCACUGUCACCUCGGCUGGUACGGUUUCCGCUGGCUAUCAAAACUUUUUCAUAUGCAUUGAAAUGCUGUUUGCUGCCAUUGCGCUGCGAUAUGCUUUUCCCUAUCAGGUCUAUGCACGCAGCUGCAUUGGCGAUGGCCACGGACGCUCUGUCACUAUGCAAUCUAUUUCCAGCAGUCUCAAGGAAACCAUGAAUCCCAAGGAUAUUAUGACAGAUGCUAUACACAAUUUCCAUCCGCAAUAUCAACAAUACACACAGUAUAGUUCAGAAGUAACCUCAACUCAGCGUUACGAAAAGCUCUAAAAAUGUUUAAAACAAAUUUAAAAUAAAAACAAAUUCAAAACUCUAGCGAUGCCCGCUACUAAACACUCUAACUAUAAUUCCAAAACAAAAGGAGGGAAAUAAUAACAAUACAAAAAUAAUUAUAAAGAAAAAAAAGACAAACAAAAACAAGCAGUUUAAAGACAAAUCAAGUGUACUUAAACCUAACAAUUGACACCACAGUUGCCUUUUGUUGCCGCUUAAGAAUAAUUUAAAAAAAGAUUAUGAACUAAAUACUUAUUAGGCCUAGUUACUUACUGAAAGCGCGCACUCGAAAAACCCGAUUACCACAAAAUUGCUUAGAGCUGCCUUAGUACUUUAUGUAACUGAAUGAUGUACUCUGAAACACUUCACAUUACCUUGUUUAACGUUCCCUCUUCUGCUGAUUUGUGUGUAUUUUUUUUAUAUAUUAUGUUUACGUUUACGAUUUAAGCCUUUUAUCAACUUAUUUAAAUGUUAGCGUUUUAUUCUACAUACACUAUAUAUAAAUUGAUAAUAUUGUAUAAUAU
This is a messenger RNA of Drosophila hydei, 2003 nucleotides long. It is a transcript of the gene Tmep, whose product is annotated as transmembrane protein 184B. The transcript is spliced from 9 exons. Gene Ontology annotation, molecular function: transporter activity. NCBI's taxonomy places the organism in Eukaryota, Metazoa, Arthropoda, Insecta, Diptera, Drosophilidae. The coding region runs from base 253 to 1476 and encodes 407 amino acids. The record is from RefSeq and is a predicted model, not a curated record. Gene Ontology annotation, biological process: transport.